AAUGAAAAGAGAGAGGGGCAAAGGAAAAGUUAAAAGAAAAGAAAAAAAAAAUCUAAGUGAAAAAAAUUUGGUGGCGACACGUGCCCAGAUGGUUCAAUUUUAAUGCGUAGCAUGGGUAUAUAUUGGAAAGGAGGCCGGAGCAAAAUCGGCCACUGACCGGCCAGACCCGCGACUGUCAUUCCCAUCAGUUCCACCCAGAGUCUCGCUCUGUGUCUCUCUGCGGCAUUUCUGGAGCUCUUCUUCCUGAAGACAACGAUUGUAAGAGUGAGGAAGAGAGAACAUUUCGCUGGCUUGUUAUUUUGUUUCUAAAGCUUUUGGCAUCAAAUAAGAAAAGGAAAAGUGAAAGCAUGGCUGGCUCGUCCACUGUUCUCUACUCCCAUUUCUUGCUUUUCUCUACACACUGAAGUGUAAAGAACGCGUCUUCUCUUCAUACACGUAGAAAGUAGGCAUCUUCAUGGCAGGCAAUGGCCUGCCAUCUUUGGGUCGCGUGAAGCUUACUGAUCUAAUACCUUCAGAAGGCAUUCCUUCUGAUUCUUACAGACUAUCAGUGUCAACUUUGUCUCAGUCACUGGCUCAAUAUUCUGCUGCCAUCAUUCAGCUUCCAGCAAGUGAUGGGGCUCUUCUAAGAUCUUGUUUGGAUUCGGCUCGCCUCUACUUCCAUCAAAAAACAUCGUAUCCAGCUGCUAAUAUGAUUCAUACCAAUGACUCCCGUGAAUGGUGCAAGACGUCUGGCUAUUAUGCCGAUCCUCAAUUGUGGCAAGAAACCUAUGAUUACAGACCAGGGCUGACUCCUGCAGAGCCCAAUAAUGCAAUGGAAUUUCCACCAGCAGGAUUACCUGACAUCUUUGCACUGCUUGGAAAGGCAGCUCGGGAUAUAUUGGAUGCCAUCAGCUUCUACUUGAAUUUACGUAGCUCUCCAUUUACUGAAAUACUUGAUAAUGUUCCUUUGAGAGGUAGGGAAAUAUCAUCUUCAGUCCUGUCUAUUUGCUGUCGUGCAAGGCCAUCAUUUCAGGGAGCACAACACCAUAAUCUAGCAACACAAGAAGAUGGUCAGUUGGUUAUUUUUCCUGACCAUGAGCAGCAAGUUGAUAAAAGCUUGAUCUCCCUUGUUAAGUCAGAUAAAGCAGGUUUUCAUGUAAGAGAUCUUCAUGGUCGGUGGGUUCUUGUGGAUGGGGAUCUUGGCCCCCAAGAAGCCAUUGUGUACCCUGGACUCGCGCUGUACCAGGCAACUGCAGGCUAUGUGAGCCCAGCACUGCACAGAACAGAGAUUGGUAAUCCACAGGGGAACAUGUUUGGACGAUGUUCUUUGGCUUUCAAGCUCAUGCCCAAAUCCAUGACUAGUCUCAAUUGUUCAGAGAUGAGGGCAGCUGGUCAUGGAGUUGAAGCUCAGUUCCAGCUUCCAAUACCAGUGGAUGACUUUAUGCAGAGAUCCCACCACACUGAUCAAUUCUUUAAUCGGAACAGCUUCUCAAGUUUCAAUUUUCCUACUGCCCAAGAUGGAUCUAUGAAGCCAGUGAUGAGGAGGAGGAAAAAUAAUUCAAGAUGCAAGCCUCUGCCACCUUCUAAGAGGUUACGGCUUGAAGCACAGAGAGUUCUCAAGGAGAGGGUUCAAGACAUUGCUGAUAAGAAGGGCAUCAAGCUGAGGUUCUGCAACCUGAAAGAGUGUGAGAGUCACAUCCACUCACUUGACAGUCCAUGCACCAACAUAAGAAUGGAGAUUGGCUGGCCACAAGGAGUUCCAUUUGUUCAUCCCCAUGAUCUUCCUAAUAAAGCAAAGAUUGGUUUUCUUGAAGCCUAUGAGCCUGGGUGGACAGCCACUCAUGAUAUGGAGAUCUCUGGACGAAGAAGAGGAUUGGUGGAUGGCUUGUACUAUAUCGAUGGUGGUCAUGGAACUUGUCUCAUGGUGUAUGAUAUGUGGUAACCCUUGAUAAUCAUGAGUAAUGUUUGCAGGGCAUAAAUUUUUUCUGAUAUGUUUUCCGGUUUGUGAGAAAUUAAUUUGUUGGAUUUUUGUUUCUCAUCCUGGAUUGUGUGUCGGCAAUUCUGUGUGUAGUUCUCACCAGAGAUGAUAGAUUGUCUGUAAAUACAUAAUCAUUGGGCAGGAACUUGAAAUAUUUAUAUUUUUCUUCCCUUCACUCGGCACGGAGCUCCCCUGGCCUAAAGUUGCUCUCAAGGGUAUUAGAUGCGAUCUUAGUUAGAGAAGAACGUAGAACGGCAUGAGUCACUUGCACUUUGGAGUCCAUGAUUGAAUGGCUGAAUUAUUUAUGCACUUAGAUGAGCUGUGUGGCGUUGAUGCUGCAACCAAUCUGUUCUGUGGAAGGAGAACGUCACUGCUGUCAUUUAUGCUCUUUACUCAGAUGAACAGUGUGGCUUUGAUACUGUAACCAAUCUGUUCUAUGGAAGGAAUUUCAUUGUUGUACGGAUAAAAAGAAAGCAAGCUUCAAAGCACUUAGUUUCCUUCCUUGUACAAAUCCCUCUGUUUUGCAACAGGACUGAAAUUAGUGGCACCCCAAUUUUUUAUUUAUGAAAUAUGGCUUUUCUUGGAGUUCA
Messenger RNA from Malania oleifera, 2547 nucleotides. RefSeq lists its product as uncharacterized. The record is from RefSeq and is a predicted model, not a curated record. NCBI's taxonomy places the organism in Eukaryota, Viridiplantae, Streptophyta, Magnoliopsida, Santalales, Ximeniaceae. The coding region runs from base 455 to 1921 and encodes 488 amino acids. The transcript is spliced from 5 exons.